AGCGCAGCGCCGGGCCUCGCUCCCUGUGCGUCCUGCGGGGGAGGAGGCGCGGAGAGGCGGCAAGCGCAGCCGGGGAGGUGGGGGCAGAGGCACAGACAGAGGCGCGGAGGCUCCGAGAGAGAAGACGUGGAGGGAGGGACGGAGCCUGGACAGCGGUGGACCCGGGCCGCGCGCGCCAGGCAAAGAGCAGCGCGCAGCAGGCGCCGGGCACCGAGAGGGGAGGCACUGGUGAUCUCUGGCCGUCCAUGCACAGAGCUCCCUCUCCCACAGCGGAACAGCCACCUGGCAGAGGGGAUAACACACGCCGGACCCCGCAACCCAGAUUCAAGGCAAGUGCCCCAGCCAUGGCACUGCCUCGGACACUGGGUGAGCUACAGCUGUAUCGGGUCCUGCAACGCGCCAACCUCCUCUCUUACUACGAGACCUUCAUCCAGCAGGGAGGAGAUGAUGUACAGCAGCUGUGUGAGGCUGGCGAGGAGGAGUUCCUGGAAAUCAUGGCACUCGUGGGCAUGGCCACCAAACCACUCCAUGUCCGACGUCUACAGAAGGCUCUGAGAGAAUGGGCCACCAAUCCAGGGCUCUUCAGCCAACCAGUGCCUGCUGUGCCCGUCUCCAGCAUCCCACUUUUCAAGAUCUCUGAGACAGCUGGUACCCGGAAAGGGAGCAUGAGCAAUGGGCACGGCAGCCCAGGAGAAAAGGCGGGCAGUGCUCGAAGCUUUAGCCCCAAGAGUCCCCUCGAACUUGGAGAGAAGUUGUCGCCACUCCCUGGAGGACCUGGGGCAGGGGAUCCCCGGAUCUGGCCAGGCCAGAGCACUCCAGAAUCUGAUGUUGGAGCAGGGGGAGAAGAGGAGGCCGGGUCUCCCCCUUUCUCCCCACCUGCAGGGGGAGGAGUCUCUGAAGGGCCUGGGGUUGGGGGGGUGGCAGCUGGUGGUGCAGGGGGUGGUCCAGACCGCCUGGAACCAGAGAUGGUGCGAAUGGUGGUGGAGAGUGUGGAGAGGAUCUUCCGGAGUUUCCCCAGGGGUGACACUGGAGAGAUCGCAUCCCUGUUGAAGCUGAAUAAGAAGCUGGCGCGGAGCGUGGGGCACAUCUUUGAGAUGGACGAUCAUGACGCCCAGAAGGAAGAGGAGAUCCGGAAGUACAGCGUCAUCUACGGCCGCCUGGACUCCAAAAGGCGGGAGGGCAAACAGCUUAGCUUGCAUGAGCUGACCAUCAACGAGGCUGCUGCCCAGUUCUGCAUGAGGGACAACACUCUUUUACUGCGAAGGGUAGAACUCUUCUCACUGUCCCGACAAGUAGCCCGAGAGAGCACCUAUCUUUCUUCCUUGAAGGGAUCCAGGCUUCACUCUGAAGAAUUGGGAGGCCCACCACUGAAGAAACUGAAACAAGAGGUUGGAGAACAGAGUCACAAUGAAAUCCAGCAGCCUCCUCCAGGCCCUGAGUCCUAUGCACCCCCAUACCGCCCCAGCCUAGAGGAGGACAGCGCCAGUCUGUCUGGGGAGAGCCUGGAUGGCCACUUGCAGGCUGUGGGGUCGUGCCCAAGGCUGACGCCGCCCCCUGCUGACCUGCCCCUGGCAUUGCCAGCGCAUGGGCUAUGGAGCCGCCACAUCUUGCAGCAGACACUGAUGGAUGAGGGGCUGCGGCUCGCCCGCCUCGUCUCCCAUGAUCGUGUGGGCCGCCUCAGCCCCUGUGUGCCUGCGAAGCCGCCUCUCGCAGAGUUCGAGGAGGGGUUGCUGGACCGCUGCCCUGCCCCGGGACCUCAUCCUGCUCUGGUGGAGGGCCGCAGGAGCAGCGUUAAAGUGGAGGCAGAAGCCAGCCGGCAGUGAAAGUGGGGGAAGUCUCAGACCCAGGACCCAGACUUCUGGCUCACUUAGACCCCCACAUUCUCCAUCCUUGCACUCGCCACUACCCUAGAAGGAUCCUUCUGCUGCCCUCUGCCUCCCAUCCGCCCCAUGGGCACAGGACUAUGGGGCUUCAAGCAAUAACAGGCAGGGGCCUGGCCAGAGGACACAAGGACGGUGCAAGGUGUGCCCUCACCCGGCUUAGGGGCACGGACUUUGCCUCCAGCCUGCUGGGGCUCUCCUUUCUCUCAUACCACACACACACACACACACACACACACACACACACACACACACACAUAUUCUCCAGGUGGCCAGCAGUGGUGUGAGCAGCUGAACUACUUCACUUGGACACGGAGAAAGAACUUCCCCAGGAAGGUCUAGCGACUUACAGUGGAACCUUCACUCUGAGACUGGGGGCUUGGGAAAACUGGGUCUCCCCUCCCCAUCCCCAUUUUUCGUGCUUCUAGUUUGUUUCUUUAAUUUAACAAGUGCUGCAGUUUGCCCACCCGUUCUUAUCUCCCCCCUCCCCGCAGACCUUUCUCUCAGCACUGUGUGGGAGGGUGCCCCGAAGUUCCCUCCACCAGCCCCUUAGAGGCCUGGGUUGGACCCUGGGCCUCCUCAGCCGGCAGGACUGCAGCACCUGUCGAACACUUAGCGUGUCUUUCUUUUCAGAUUGUGUACAGUAGAUUAUUUAUUUUGUUAUUUUGGAAUAAAAUUUAUUUUAUGGCUUAGGA
Mus musculus (house mouse) is the source of this 2575-nucleotide messenger RNA. It is a transcript of the gene Nab2, whose product is annotated as Ngfi-A binding protein 2. Gene Ontology annotation, molecular function: transcription coregulator activity. Lineage: Eukaryota; Metazoa; Chordata; Mammalia; Rodentia; Muridae. The coding region runs from base 246 to 1823 and encodes 525 amino acids. The transcript is spliced from 7 exons. The record is from RefSeq and is marked validated. Gene Ontology annotation, biological process: regulation of DNA-templated transcription; regulation of epidermis development; endochondral ossification. Gene Ontology annotation, cellular component: nucleus.